UUUUCUUUCGCAACAGAAACAACAAGAGAGAGAAGGAAGAGCUAGGGGAAAUCAAAAUGGCCAGCGUUCCUGUUGAACCUAUUGAACUGAAGAAGGAGAAGCUCCACCAGCUCGCCGACAUCGUUUACAGGAAAGAAGUGCUAGCCAUCUACGACAUCCAGUUCAAGUCUGAGCAUGAGCGCUCGAAAUACCUCUACGAUUGCUUGGACAACAAGACGAAAAUAGAGGAUAUGCUGAAAUCUGCCGACGAUGCCAAGAACGAGCACCUGUCUGACCAAGUGAAGGACCCCAUCGCUCACGACCUCUACCACUACUCGGUGAAAGGCGUCAACGUCGCCCUUCAGACGAUCAAGAACUACACAGUGCGUCAAGCGUAUCUGACGAAAAUCAAGGGCCACGCCGAAGAGCUUCUCUCUGUGCUGAAGACCCUUGGGCCACAGGACGUCGCAAAUGCUAGAGCGCUUGCUGAGACUGCAGCUUACUUCAAAGAUGCCACUGCGAACUUCUUUGAGAAGUCCCAGUCUUUCUACUCUUCCAAGACUUUCUCCAAGUUGGUCAAGGAGCGAGGCAUCAAAUUCCCGGACCUCAUCAGGGAGUACCAGGCAAGGCUUGGAUUCGAAGGAAAUUUCAAGGACCUCACGAACGCCCAAAAGUUGAAGGUGUACAAUGAAAUCAUUGGAGAGUCUGGGCGAGGAAAAAUUGUGCUUGAAGUGAUCGAUACAACACUAGCAGCCGCUGGCAUAGCCCUGCUUGUGUUCUCAAUGGGCACAAUGGUGUGGGACAUAUUUACGGCAGAACGUCCCCUCGAGGUGGCCACAAAGAAUGCAAUGACGCUGGCAGCUGGUUUGGGUGGUGCAGCCAUCGGGAGCGUUGUAAAAGCUGCAAUCCCGUCUUUAGUGGACGAAGUGGAGAUAAGCACUGUUUUUCUCGAGUGCGCUGGAUUCAUAACCAGCGUUGCUGGAGGAUUUAUCAUCACAGCGGUCGCGGGCCUGCUGCUUGAUUUGAUUUUUCACUCUGGAGGUGAAACCCCACCACCAAAUCUCACAGAUGGCCACAUCUGCUUUGUGGCACCUUUGCCCGAUGGCGCUGCUUUGGCUCAUGAACUUGUGCAUGGUAAUCCCAGUAACUAGAGCACAUGUGAUGUGCAUGUACGUGCAAGCAGGGGUGAUGCAUGAAAUAAAAAUAAAAAUAUAUAUAAUAAAUGUAUGGAAGUCGUCAAUAAACCUCCACAGGAUAUGUGAGGAGGAAUCUAAUGGGGGCAGUAUGAGCUUGUAUUAAUAUCAGUAACCCCACAGUUCAAUCACGUAGAUUUUAUGUGGAUUCUCUUCUAUGAUGGUUCGUUUCCCA
This is a messenger RNA of Asparagus officinalis (garden asparagus), 1347 nucleotides long. RefSeq lists its product as uncharacterized. Bases 57 to 1130 code for a protein of 357 amino acids. The record is from RefSeq and is a predicted model, not a curated record. NCBI's taxonomy places the organism in Eukaryota, Viridiplantae, Streptophyta, Magnoliopsida, Asparagales, Asparagaceae. The transcript has 3 exons.